Messenger RNA from Leptosia nina, 315 nucleotides. NCBI's taxonomy places the organism in Eukaryota, Metazoa, Arthropoda, Insecta, Lepidoptera, Pieridae. The record is from the annotation of a GenBank genome assembly.
AUGUGUAACUUGCCGCCGAAGUUCCAUUCAGUGUGUCGCCUUUGUUUAUCAUUCUGUGGCGAUAAUUGCAGUGAUGUUAAACUUCCAAUAUUCGACCGUGAUAAGGAUAAAUCGCGGCUUUCCGAGAUGAUAAUGACAUAUCUGGCGAUAGUGGUUUCUCCAGAGGAUGUUCUACCAAAAGUUGUGUGUGGAAGUUGUGCGAGCAAACUGGAUGAAUUUCAUACAUUUAGAGAGUUAACACACAAAUCAGAGCGACUGCUGGAACAAUUCCUUCACUAUGCAAACUCACUGUCAGGUCCAAUAGAGGUAUGUUAA